AUUAUUUAAUAUAAGUGUGUCAAUUAGGUACUUAAUUGUAACUACCUACUUAUAAGUAAUAUACAUUUUACACUUCAACACCACCUGAAAUUAAUGCCUCACCAUGCGUGAAAGUCGCGCAAGGCGCAAACAGCUGUUCAAACAAACAACAACACACUUUGUAUACCUCCACCGAGUCUCCGUAUUCCCCUCCAUAGAUGGCGCCACCGUCCCCGAGUAUUGAUUUCCGCCUCUCAGUACAGUCAUUCCACCCUCGGCAAUCAAUAGCCUGAAGUUGCGGGAAAACCCUAUUCACUAUUCAUUAAUCAGUCAUCAAGCUUAUCGCGUGUGUGCACAGCCUUUCCAAUAUCCAUUCAUUGAAGAUUAUCGCCAGAGAAUGGAGUAAAAACCGUAGUUUCGGCAGUCGAAGCAGCGUAUUGAUUGACCUUCAGUAGCCGGAAAGCGUGAUGUGUGUUUGAAGAUUCGCGGUGCGGUGUUGUCGUUUUCGCUUGUCGAUUGUUUUGCAUUAUUAUGCGUUCGCUGUCGGCCGUGCAAGGGGUGGCGCCUCUGCCGGCGCUAGGGCUGCCCGCGGCGGUUCAGGGCGACCCCGACGGGGACAUGGCCGGAGCGCAAGACACCAUCUACCUCUGCAACUUCCGCGUGUCUGUCGACGGCGAGUGGCUCUGCCUCAAGGAGCUCCACGACAUGGACGCGAUGCAAGACUCGUACAUCCGCCCGUCUGAGACUGCCGCUGUCACGUCGCCCAACGAUCCGAUGCACUCUUUGAUGGCGCGGGACCCGGUGGUCAUCGAGCGUAGCAACUUGGUGAACAUUUCUAAACUGAUCGUGAAGGAGUUGAUAGAGCAGUCCCUGCGUUAUGGCCGCAUGUUGGACAGUGAUCAUCUGCCGCUGCAUCACUUCUUCAUCGUGCUUGAGCACGUUAUGCGCCAUGGACUCAAACCUAAGAAGGGACUUCUCGGCCCUAAGAAGGAGCUGUGGGACAUUCUGCAGAUGGUUCAGAAGUUCUCUCCUGAAGCAGCCGACAUUACGGCCAGCGUUCGCGAUCUACCCACUGUGAAAACCGCCAUGGGUCGCGCGCGCGCGUGGCUGCGCCUGGCCCUCAUGCAGAAGCGUCUGGCCGAUUACCUCCGGAUCCUUCUAGAACAUCGAGAGGAAACCCUCGAAGAAUACUUCGAACCUCACGCCCUGAUGCUGAACGAAGAAGCCGUCAUCAUCACCGGCCUGUUAGUCGGCCUCAAUGUCGUCGAUUGCAACCUCUGUGUCAAGGAAGAAGACCUGGACAGCCAGCAGGGCGUCAUAGACUUCUCUCUGUACCUGCGAGGCAGCAGCUCGUCCAACGACCUGAGUAACAGCGGCAACGUCGCAACUGAGCCGAAGCAACGUCAUAUAAAUACCAUGCUCGACCAGAAGAACUAUAUUGAAGAGCUUAAUCGACAUCUCAAUGCAACAGUGGCGAACCUGCAAGCUAAAGUGGAAAGUCUGACGACUACCAAUGCUCUCAUGAAGGAAGACAUGGCCAUCGCUAAAAACACAAUGAUUUCACUAGUGGAGGAGAACAACCAACUCAAGUAUGCUUUAGGUCAAGAUAUAAACAAAGACACUAGGAUUAAAGUAGUGGAAUUACCGUCGGAUGAAGAGGAAAAACGUAGUAUUAAGAGUGCAUCGUCUGAUAAGGCAAAGAAUGAAAAGGACAGCGAAUUAUCCAAGGUAUUGGAGGAAGAGAGAAAGAAGUCGGCAGAGUUACAAAAGGAAUUAGACUUGCAGGUGUCGCUUAAAGCUGAAAUGGAAGUUGCCAUGAAAUUAUUAGAGAAAGACAUUCAUGAUAAGCAAGACACAAUAAUAUCGUUGCGACGGCAACUAGAUGACAUCAAACUUAUUAACCUUGAAAUGUACAAAAAACUUCAGGAGUGUGAGAUAGAACUAACACAGAAAGGAGAGAUGGUAUCGAGACUACAAGUGAAAGCUGAGCAAAUCGGCAAAAUACUGCACAACCUCGAGAAAUAUAACCAAUUUCUAGGACCCGAUAACGAUCUGUCUAAAGCACUAAGGUCCCCAACUACAAAUGAGGACAACCUAGGAGAAAAAUUAAUAAAGCUCAGAGCCGAAAGCAAAAAGGCCAAAGCAAAAGAUGAUGGUCCUCCAAAUAAAAAGCUAAACUUACAAGAAAUACCACCGUUCAGAAAGCCGGAAGGCAAAAAAAAUAGUAACGUUUAGGAACUAGCUGAGUAAAACAGGCGUUUUGAUCUCGCGACUUUCUGACUUCAUGCAUAAAAUUUUCUGUUUAGAAAUGUUCUCCCUUUACCUGCUAUAUUGUUAUUAACUUAAUAUCGUGCUAUCUUGAGAGGCUACCACACUUUUCUUGUUAACAAAACUAUUUCAUGAGCGUGAAUUGACCAGGUCUAUUAAGGAAGCCAAUGUAUUGACCCCGGUUGAAAGAUAAUAAUUAAUACCUAAGGUUCUAGCGUUUACUAACAUUUUACUUGCACGAGUUGACAUUGCUAAUGUUUUAUUGGCUUUGUUUUAGGAAUGUGAAAGUUCCUUGAAACAUAAAACAGAAUUAAUAGCCAAAUUGGAAGCAAAGACUGAAUCGAUGGGCACCACGAUAAACCAGCUCGAUGAAAAGUAGGUUGAUUUUUUUUAUAUGUCAUCGCAACCUCGGGGUAACCCUACAACUAUGGACUUGAAUGAUGCCUGGAGCAUAAUAUGCUAUUUUGUGUAUCGCUUUACAUAUCAGAUGGCUACUCUAAAUGCAUCCGUUUUGAUAGCACCUGCUAAGCUAAAAUAUAUACGGUGCUAUUUGCUCAGGGAAUACUAUUCCUCUAGUCAUAUUGCAUUGACGCUACAACAAAUAAUGAAUCAUAAAAUAAGUAGCACAAAGUUUAAUGUUUUGAAGCAGAGUGGCCAGCGCGUUGAUGCCUUAUAGCUUAGCUCAGAGUCAUAACGGAUGUAUGUAGAGUAGCAACGGAUACAUUUCACUUAUUUCAGUGUAAAUAAAUAAAGGAUUGAUAUACUGUUGCCAUCUGGCUAAAGUAUUGUGUUAAAGAGCGAGAAAGGUGGAAUUUUGGAGACAUGUGUGUGAAUUGGCUGGUUUACAUUGGAAUAAGUGAACGUUCCGGAUAUUUUGUAGGAAAUUAAGAGCACUUAUGUAGGUGUGGGCAGUGCACAGCUUGGAACUAUAGAGGUAAAAAAAAAUAUAUUGGCAAACCCCCACAAUAAACUUGAAACAUUGAUGUCAACUCUAUUUUUGAAAGUAUUUUUCAUAUUUUAGGAUCUCAUAGAUGUUAAGGCUACAGAUUGCUUAUAGCUUACAGUUGCUGUGGUAUUAAGAUAUUUCGUUAAAAGUUAUAAAACUUCUAAGUUUAUUUUCUUUCAUGAUGGUUGUUAUAGAAACUAUUCAAUAAGAUUAACCUUUUCAUAUUUACGUUGAUAAUGUGAUCUACUAGAAAUAUACUGUUUUGUUCUUGGUAUUUUGUUAAUCAUAGACACUAAUGUAAUUUACAAUAUACUAAAUUUGUUAUGUUGUUUAUAUAAAUUAAAUCCUUUGAUAAAAUAUAUUAUGUAUUGACGAAUGAACACCACAUUAGUAUAUUCGAUCUCAUUUGAUAAAUGAAAAAAUAUAUAAGGUAAUGUACAAUUAUAAUAUUGUGAUACAUAUUAGUGAGUAUUAGCUAAUGCUUAUAUUUAGCGAAAUCCGUGGAUCCAAUAAAUAAAUUGGCUUCCUUAAUAUACUUUUUUAUAAUUAGAAAACAUAGUGUGUACAAGUAUUGUUUAUAAUAAAAUAUUUUAAAAAACAUUCAUAAAUAAUAAAUCCUAUAUUCAAUGAA
This is a messenger RNA of Plutella xylostella (diamondback moth), 3824 nucleotides long. Its product is annotated as RUN and FYVE domain-containing protein 2. Lineage: Eukaryota; Metazoa; Arthropoda; Insecta; Lepidoptera; Plutellidae. Gene Ontology annotation, cellular component: cytoplasm. The record is from RefSeq and is a predicted model, not a curated record. Gene Ontology annotation, molecular function: metal ion binding.